Molecule: messenger RNA, 1943 nt
Organism: Daphnia carinata
Lineage: Eukaryota; Metazoa; Arthropoda; Branchiopoda; Diplostraca; Daphniidae
Product: glutamate-gated chloride channel-like
Exons: 11
Coding region: 199-1644 (481 amino acids)
Biological process (GO): regulation of membrane potential; nervous system process; chloride transmembrane transport
Cellular component (GO): membrane; neuron projection; synapse
Molecular function (GO): neurotransmitter receptor activity; transmembrane signaling receptor activity; extracellular ligand-gated monoatomic ion channel activity
Source: RefSeq, a predicted model, not a curated record
GAGAGCGACGUAAGAUUCUAGCUGGUAGGAUUUACCACAACGUCAGUUACACGGUCACGCUCGUAGAGACGACUCGCUUCCCUAGUCACGCUCCGAUCCUUGGUCGUUUGAUUUUUCUUUCCGUUGGCAGAGUUUCACGUCAUUAUCACACCCAAGUUCAACAUUUGAAUAAGACUACGAAAGUCUUGUCCGCCAAAGAUGCCGCCGGGUACCGGUGGAAUGAAAAAGACGACCGGUCCUGUCUGGCUUUUCAUCGUCUGUUUGACAAUUGUACUGCCGAUCGUUUUGGCUCAAAUUCCGCAGGCCAAGACCAAUGUCCGUGAAAAGGAAAAGCAAAUUCUGGACAAAAUCCUACAACCGAACCUUUACGACAGGAGAAUCCGUCCGUCGGGCGCAAACGGAACAGAUGGACCGACCAUUGUCGUCAUCAAUUUGAUGUUCCGCAGUUUCCCGACCAUCAGCGACAACAAAAUGGAGUAUUCAACGAUUUUGACGUUCCGCGAAGAGUGGCUCGACGAGAGGCUGAAGUAUAACGAUUUCAACGGGAAAAUUAAAUACCUUACGCUGACGGACCCCUACAAAGUUUGGAUGCCCGACCUCUUCUUCUCCAAUGAGCGCGAGGGACACUUCCACGACAUCAUCGUUCCCAACGUUUACGUCCGCAUCUUUCCCAACGGCGCGGUCCUCUACAGUAUUCGAAUUUCGCUGACGUUAUCGUGCCCGAUGAAUCUCAAGCUCUACCCGCUCGACCGUCAAACAUGCACUCUCUCCAUGAUCAGCUAUGGAUGGACUACCGAAGACCUGGUCUUCCAGUGGAAGCAGAUUGAUCCUGUUCAAGUGGCGAGAAACAUGCAUCUUCCUCGUUUCAUCCUCGAGAAGUUCCAGACUGAUUUAUGCAACAGCAUAACCAACACAGGCGAAUACUCGUGUCUGAAAGUGAACCUGCUCUUCAAACGCGAGUUUUCCUACUACCUGAUCCAGAUCUAUAUCCCCUGCUGUAUGCUGGUCAUAGUCUCGUGGGUUUCAUUUUGGCUGGAUUCGAAUGCCGUUCCGGCUCGAGUCUCACUCGGAGUCACCACUCUGCUGACCAUGGCCACUCAGACCACUGGCAUCAAUAACUCGCUCCCGCCCGUCUCAUACACUAAAGCCAUCGACGUAUGGACGGGUGUUUGCUUAACAUUCGUGUUUGGUGCUCUGCUAGAGUUCGCUCUGGUCAAUUACGCGUCUCGUUCAGACGCUCACAGAGAGAAGCUCAAGAAACAAAGACGUCAAUGGGAAAUGGAGCGAGAACGGGACCAACAAGCGAUGGUAAUGGAGGCCGCUGCAGCUGCGGCCGUCGUGGAAAGCCGCAUGGACGACGGCUCGACUACGUUUGCCAUGAAGCCGUUGCCACGGUUGAGGAACGACGGUAUUACGUUGGACAAGUCACGCCCUUUGCAUUCGUCAUAUGAUUUUCAUCUCGGCAUCCGGAGCUCUUCGGUGGGUAACAACUCCAACUGUUGGCGAUCAUGGAUCUCCAAAUUUCCGUCGCGCUCCAAACGCAUUGAUGUCAUUUCUCGCAUUAUCUUCCCUGUUAUGUUCGCCCUUUUUAACCUGAUCUACUGGUCCACCUACCUCUUUCGCGAAGGAAGCGAAGAAGAGUAGAGAUAAUAUUUUAAAAAGCGGAGCAAUGGGAUAAGAGAAACUGUAUUUCUCGUGAGUCCCGUUCUCUUCCGUUGUUUUCACGACAUUCGGUGAUGUCGCGCUCAACCAUUUUUGCCAAAGCCAAAGAGGUUGAUUACAAAACAGGAAAACAAAAAGGUAUUGACAACACUGCUCAGAUUUUUGAAUUUCUAUGUGCUGUAAUGACGCUUAAUCGUCAACGUGCGUACCAAAAGAAAUCUAUUCGAUUCAAAAAAUUUUUUUUAUAAAUUCGUUACGAUCUCGUGACAAUCUUCCCCCAC